UCCCACCAAAUACCAUUAUAAAAAUUGGAAAAGCGAAAUUCUUGAGAUCCGCACUGCAGAUUCAGAAACUAUAUAAACCUACGGCCACUCCCAGGAGAAGAAACAGCCACAGCUUUUCAGAUCUGCUCUCAAUUUCCGCUUCAUUCAGCUCCAGAUCCGAUCAAUUUUUUGCUACAGUUGAUUCUCGAUGGAUUGCAGUCGGGACAGCGAGUAAUUCGUUAUGGCUGUGAGGAGACCUGGUGUAAUUGCUCUUUUUGAUGUUGAUGGCACGCUUACUGCUCCCAGGAAGGUGGCUACUGUUAAGAUGUUAGAUUUUAUGCAGGAACUUCGGAAGGUUGUUACUGUUGGUGUUGUUGGGGGUUCCGAUCUUGUUAAGAUUUCAGAGCAGCUUGGAAAUACAGUCAUUAAUGACUAUGAUUAUGUGUUUGCUGAGAAUGGCCUUGUGGCUCACAAGGAUGGAAAGUUAAUUGGAAAGCAGAGCUUGAAGUCAUUUCUUGGAGAAGAAAAACUCAAGGAGUUUAUUAACUUCACUCUCCAUUACAUUGCCGACUUGGAUAUCCCCAUCAAAAGGGGAACAUUUGUUGAAUUUCGAAGUGGGAUGCUUAAUGUAUCUCCAAUCGGAAGAAACUGCAGUCAGGAAGAGAGAGAUGAGUUUGAAAAGUAUGAUAAGGUCCACAACAUUCGGCCCAAAAUGGUGUCUGUGCUCCGAGAGAAGUUUGCACACUUCAACCUAACCUUUUCCAUAGGGGGGCAAAUCAGUUUUGAUGUUUUUCCUCGAGGCUGGGACAAGACAUAUUGCUUGCAAUACCUGGAUGAAUUUCAUGAAAUUCACUUCUUUGGAGACAAGACCUACAAGGGAGGAAAUGACUAUGAAAUCUACGAGUCGGAGAGAACCAAAGGUCACACCGUUACUAGCCCCGAGGAUACAGUAAAGCAGUGUACAACUCUCUUCCUGAGCUAGCAACAUCGAGGCCUCUGAUCUUACGGUGCUACUGUGGUUUACAGAGAUCAGGAAUAAUUUGGAUUGUGAAGUAUACUAAAUGAGAGCAUGAAUUUGGAGGUAUAUAUAAUUUUUUGUUAUCUGUGAACUUUUGUUGUAGCUUUCCUCAUAUUGUAUGGUCAGCAUUGUAAUCUAUACAUGCCAACAACAUAUUAUCCACUGAACAGAGAUGUGCUCAAAAGUGUAACACAAAGGCAUGAAACUUGAAUUGUAUACACAAAUUCUUCUCCACAGUACAUUGAAUGCUUUGUA
Molecule: messenger RNA, 1252 nt
Organism: Sesamum indicum (sesame)
Lineage: Eukaryota; Viridiplantae; Streptophyta; Magnoliopsida; Lamiales; Pedaliaceae
Source: RefSeq, a predicted model, not a curated record